UAGCGGACGGCUAGUGACUUACACGGGGCAUCCAGGGCGAGAGAGGAAGAGCCGGAGGCCACCACCACUGCACUUCCCAGGCGGCGUGGACCAGGUGCCCCGGCGUUUGCGGCUGUCGCAGGAGCCCCCGGUGGCGCCCCCUCCUCCGGCUCUCGCCGACUUCGGGGUUGGCGCAGGUGGGCGAGACAGGGCACCGCCGACCUCGCGGUUCCCACCGAGGGGAUUCGGUCUCUCUCUGCGAGGGGGAGGGAGCAUCCUAAAAAUAUGUAAAUAUCGAAGCGCUGACUCUGGCCUGGGACACCAGCCAAGGUCCCCGCGCCGCCGCAGGGUGUUUUACAUGAAAAAGAGAAGCCUGUCAGGAUCCGUGCUCUAACUUAAGGCAGCGCGGUGAUUAGCAUGAGCCUGGCCGGCUGCCCUGCUUCCUGCCCUUCAGUAGCCGUUCUGCGCGCUCGCGACCGAGCAGCGGUGCCACCGUGCGGGUGUGGAUCGGCAGGCACUGCCUCGUUGGCAGCCAUGGCUCCGCGCGCGCGCGCGCGCGCGCGCUAGGAGCAUGCAUGUGUAGGGGGGCACAUGCGUGUCGGCGCGCGCGCGCGCGCGCGCGCACACACAUACACACGCGCGCACACACACACGCACGCACGCACACCACCCUGAGCCUCGGAAGGAGGAAGAUUGACGAGGCGCUGCAGUUGCGAGGACGACUCGGGCUCUUCCUGGAUUCCGCAGGAGCCCGCCUGCCGCAGCUGCUGUCUGCAGAGCCUGCUCGGACCCCUGUGCACACGCGCCCCCCAUUCGAGCCUCUGUAAUGAAGACUGCCUCCCGAGGACUGCCGGAGAGGCAGAGCCAGCCUGCGCCCGCGACUGCGGGCCGCGCGGUCGAAAGGCCCUGGGGGACACGACUUGGACACUGUCAACCCCACGCCUCUCUCUGAGCCGCCGGGUGCGGAGGGUCUUCCGCCGCCCCUCCGGCUUCCCGGGCGCCCGAUCCCGGGUCAGCCCCGGAGGCCUCGGCUUCCUCGUUUGUUUGGAUCUUUUGUGCCGUGGCUCACAGUUGGCUAAGCACUCCUGCGCUGAAUCGGGCCAUUGUGUGCGCUCCCAUUGCUUUCACGCUGCAAGUCUCGGCGCCCCCACCCCGCCCGCCCCCUCCCCGCCUCCUCCUGGCCGGGGAGCCUGCUAACGUGCCUUUCCCCCCAGGAAUCUGGAAGCUAUAAGACGGGCGGAUUGCAAAUGAAGUGUAAUGCAUUGUGGGACGUGUGUAAAAUCGGAGCCUUCACCGUGGGGGUGUGUGGGGGCGUGGGGAGGGCCGGACCCGCCGCUGGCGGUGUAGACGCCGACGAGGAGGGGCUGGGAAAAUGUGCGCAGAGUCCGCCCGGGUCGUGCCCGCCGUAGACGGAUGAAGCAGCGCGCUGCGCCCCGGCGCUGAGGCCCCCAGGAUCGGGGUGGCAGGUCGCGCUCCCCACCAUGAAGAAGACCCGGAGCACAACCUUGCGGCGAGCCUGGCCUAGCUCGGAUUUCUCGGACCGGGCCUCGGACCGCAUGAGGUCCCGGAGCGAGAAGGACUACCGCCUGCACAAGCGCUUCCCCGCGGCCUUCGCGCCCCAGGCUUCGCGGGGCUACAUGACAUCAGGUGAUGUGUCACCAAUCAGCAUGUCUCCCAUCAGUCAAUCUCAGUUUAUCCCACUUGGGGAAAUCCUUUGCUUGGCCAUCUCGGCAAUGAACUCCGCCAGAAAACCUGUCACCCAAGAGGCGCUGAUGGAGCACCUGACCACGUGCUUCCCAGGUGUUCCCACCCCGAGCCAAGAAAUCCUACGGCACACACUGAACACGUUGGUACGGGAGAGGAAGAUCUACCCAACUCCGGAUGGCUAUUUCAUCGUGACCCCACAGACUUACUUCAUUACUCCUUCUCUCAUAAGAACUAACAGUAAAUGGUACCAUUUGGACGAGAGGAUACCUGACAGGUCUCAGUGUACCUCUCCACAACCCGGAACCAUAACGCCCUCUGCCUCAGGCUGCGUCAGGGAAAGAACAUUGCCCAGAAACCACUGCGACUCUUGCCACUGCUGCAGAGAAGACAUGCACAGCAUGCAUGCUUCCACUCUGCAGAGGAAACCUGCCAAGGACUGCAAAGACCCCUAUUGCCCUCCUUCACUAUGCCAGGUGCCACCCACUGAAAAGAGCAAAAGUACUGUAAACUUUUCUUAUAAGACAGAAACUCUCUCAAAACCUAAAGAUAGUGAAAAGCAGUCCAAAAAAUUUGGGCUAAAGUUAUUCCGGCUAAGUUUUAAAAAAGAUAAGACCAAACAGCUAGCCAAUUUCUCUGCCCAGUUUCCUCCUGAGGAGUGGCCCUUGCGAGAUGAAGACACACCAACUACUAUCCCUAGGGAAGUGGAAAUGGAAAUCAUUAGGCGGAUUAACCCGGACUUGACCGUGGAAAAUGUCAUGAGGCACACUGCACUAAUGAAGAAACUUGAAGAAGAAAAAGCGCAUCGGAGUAAAGCGGGGUCUUCUGCUCAUCACAGUGGAAGAAGUAAAAAGAGUAGGACUCAUCGAAAGUCCCACGGAAAAUCUCGGUCACACAGCAAGACACGAGUGUCUAAAGGAGAUCCUUCGGAUGGUUCUCAUCUGGAUAUCCCAGGUGACAGAGAGUAUGACUUUGGUGAUCCCCUUACCAGGGCACCCAGGGAAGGCUGCUUCAUCAUUGAACACAAAGGAGAUAACUUCAUCAUGCAUAGCAACACAAAUGUGAUUGAGUCUCAUUUCCCCAUGACACCAGAAUGGGAUGUGUCUGGGGAAUUGGCCAAAAGGAGGACUGAGAUGCCUUUUCCUGAGCCUUCCAGGGGAAGCUCCCACUCAAAAGUGCACCGAAGCCACAGCCAUACCCAGGACCGAAGGUCCAGGAAUGAGAGAUCCAGCAAAGCCAAGGAGAGAUCCAGAUCCAUGGAUAACUCGAAGGGCCCUCUGGGUGCUUCUUCUCUGGGGACGCCUGAAGACCUGGCUGAAGGCUGUAGCCAAGAUGACCAAACCCCCAGCCAGUCCUACAUUGACGACAGUACUUUAAGGCCUGCGCAAACAAUUGGCCAUCAAAGGGCUCAUGUUUCGUCCACAAGCUAUAAAGAGGUGUGUAUUCCAGAAAUAGUCGGUGGCAGCAAGGAGCCUUCCAGCGCAUGUAGCCUUUUGGAGCCAGGCAGACCACCUGAGAGUUUGCCAUCCUAUGGGGAGCUCAACUCCUGUCCAACAAAAACAGCUACAGAUGACUAUUUCCAGUGCAACACGUCCAGUGAGACAGUCCUCACGGCGCCAUCGCCUCUGGGAAAGAACAAAGAAGAUCAUGACACUCUGACUCUGGCGGAAGGGGUGAAAAAACUGCCGCUGUCUGAUAGGCAGGCCCCACAUUCUUCCAGAGAGCCUGUAGGGCACAAGGAGGAGUCACCAAAAGGGCCAGGCGGAGGCCCAGCCGCUUCCGGCGCAGUGGCCGAAGGGAUUGCCAAUGGACGCCUUGUCCAGCACCAUAGUGCUGAGCCCAGCAGCCUGGACAAGAGGAAAGAGAUAUUCAGCAAGGACACACUGUUCAAACCUCUCCACAGCACCUUGUCUGUAAACAGCUAUCACAAAUCGAGCCUGUCCCUCCUCAAAUCUCUCCCGAAGACACCUGCCGACACACUGCCGGGCCGAUGUGAGAAACUGGAGCCGCCCCUGGGGACCUCGGUGGCACCAGCCGUGCCUGGUUCCCAGCGUCAGCAGGAGUCAGGGGGGAACCAGGAAGCCGCUUUUGACUAUUACAAUGUGUCCGAUGACGACGACUCCGAGGAAGGGGCAAACAAAAACACGGAGGAGGAAAAAAACAGAGAUGAUGUAGGCACCAUGCAGUGGCUCCUUGAGAGGGAGAAGGAAAGAGACUUACAGAGGAAAUUCGAGAAGAACCUCACCCUCCUUGCCCCAAAAGAAACCGACAGUAGCAGCAACCAGAGAGCCACCCAUUCAGCACGCCUCGACAGCAUGGACAGUAGCAGCAUCACUGUGGACAGUGGAUUCAACUCCCCACGCACUCGGGAGAGCCUGGCUUCCAACACGUCAAGCAUUGUUGAAAGUAACCGUCGUCAGAACGCUACCUUGAGCCCGGUCCACGGUGGAGCUGGCCCGGCCUUCAACUUCCGAGCAAGUACGGACCCCGCAACCAACGAAGCUGAGAAACUACAGAAACCUUCCAACUGCUUGCAAGCUUCUGUUACUAGUGUGUGACAGUCGUUCUGCCUCAGAUCUCCUGUCUCAUUUGAUACAGCCAAGUUUACGACACUGGGACUGAUGUUUACAUCUUGGGAAAGACAAGCAUCUCGACCACAGUUUUUGUGUUUACUUAAACUGUGCUGCUAAGUAGGCUAGGGCAAAAAACAAAAAUCUUUAUUUCAGAGUAUUGCUUUUCACAUUUAUGGCUCUGUAGCAACCGAAUAGCAGUAGGGGUGAUAUGUAUACUUUUGCUUCACUACUUGUAACUGAGCACACAUAGGAAAGUCUAGACACUGUAAGUGUGAUAUGCAUUCCAAUGUCAUGAAGUUGCCAAUUCCAUUUUUAAAUGCCACAGAUACGUGUUGCUCCCAGUCUGUGGUCAGAGGGUGCCACAGAACUGAUCCUUGACACUUCCCCCCCCAAAAA
Messenger RNA from Odobenus rosmarus divergens (Pacific walrus), 4652 nucleotides. It is a transcript of the gene STOX2, whose product is annotated as storkhead box 2. The transcript is spliced from 4 exons. The record is from RefSeq and is a predicted model, not a curated record. Gene Ontology annotation, cellular component: cytoplasm; nucleus. Lineage: Eukaryota; Metazoa; Chordata; Mammalia; Carnivora; Odobenidae. Gene Ontology annotation, molecular function: RNA polymerase II transcription regulatory region sequence-specific DNA binding; DNA-binding transcription activator activity, RNA polymerase II-specific. Gene Ontology annotation, biological process: positive regulation of transcription by RNA polymerase II. Bases 1461 to 4241 code for a protein of 926 amino acids.